CACCGUAUUCUUCUCAUAUUACAGGCUGCUUCUCAUCGAUUUACAGAGCUGCUGCACAGAGCAUUGUAUUACAAUAAAUUCAUUUCUUGCUUUAUUUCAACACCUUAAUGGAAAAAGCACGAGUUGCAGUUAUUGGAGGAGGACUGGUCGGCCUAUCAACAGCCGUUUGCAUAUCUGAGUCUCUUCCUCAAUGUUCAGUCACUGUUAUUUCAGAAAAUUUCUCUCCUAAUACAACUGGGGACGUUGCGGCUGGAUGCCUCAUUCCGCAUACAUUUCCUGAAACUCCACUUCAGGAGCAAAAAUACUGGUUUCGGGAAACCUUUGACUAUCUUUUCAACAUUGCUAAUUCUGGAGAAGCUACAGAAGCUGGUGUAUCCUUCCUUUCUGGGUGGCAGGUAUACAAGAAACUGCCUAAAGAAGCCUUCCCCUUUUGGUGGGAUGUUGUGCUAGGAUUUCGGAUGAUGACUGAGAAUGAGUUGGGAAAGUUUCCUCGCCAUACAUUUGGUCAGACAUUUACAACACUCAAGUGCCAGUCUACACUUUAUCUUCCAUGGAUGGAGAAAAGGUUUAAAAGUAACGGUGGAAAACUAAUAGCAAGAAAAGUUGAUGAUGUUUGGCAGCUACAUGGCACAUAUGAUAUAAUCGUGAACUGCACAGGCAUAGGAUCAAGAGAACUAACUGGUGAUAUAUUAUUGUAUCCUGUUAAAGGCCAAGUUCUGGAGGUCCACGCACCCUGGAUAAAACACUUUAUUAGAGAUGGAGAUGGGAACACCUAUAUAUACCCAGGAACAAAUAACACAACUCUUGGUGGAACGAGACAGAAACAUGACUGGAGCCUCUUACCUGAUUCUAAAAUCAGAAAAGAAAUCCUGGAUCGGUGUAGUGAACUAGAACCAUCUCUUCAGGGUGUUGGCGUGAUUCGCGAGAUGGUCGGCUUAAGGCCAGUACGUGCAGCAGUGAGACUUGAGAAAGAGGUGCUUUUUAAGAAAGGACAAAAACUUCACAUGGUGCACAAUUAUGGCCAUGGUGCCAGUGGAUAUUCUGUGCAUAUUGGAACUGCCAAAAGAGCCACCAAACUGGUUGAAGAAUUAAUUCCAUUGAUAGGCAGCUAUAUUGCAAAGUCAAAACUAUAAGUUCUUGACUUUAAAGAUGAUCAUGAUUAGUAUAUUUCUCCAUUAACCCCUUCAGGACGGAGUCAUUAGUACACGUUCUGAUCAAAACAAAACGUAAACAAAAACUGGAAUUUGCGCUAUAUGUCUGUUCACCCGAAAUUCCCCUCUUUCAUAUUAUAUGCACCCACACUUAUUAUAUAUCAUUUUGUUCAGGAGAAACAGGGCUUUCAUUUCAUAUCAAAUAUGUUUACCAUUACUGUGCAAUGUAUACAACGUAAUUUUCCAUGUUGUUUUUUCCCACUGUGCUUUAU
Molecule: messenger RNA, 1423 nt
Organism: Pelobates fuscus (common spadefoot toad)
Lineage: Eukaryota; Metazoa; Chordata; Amphibia; Anura; Pelobatidae
Gene: DDO
Product: D-aspartate oxidase
Exons: 5
Coding region: 108-1133 (341 amino acids)
Biological process (GO): L-aspartate catabolic process; D-amino acid catabolic process
Cellular component (GO): cytoplasm
Molecular function (GO): D-aspartate oxidase activity; FAD binding
Source: RefSeq, a predicted model, not a curated record